AUGAGUGUUGAAACCCCAUUUCAAGAACCACUUGGGACAAACAAGCCUGGGGCUGCUCUGCCAGACCACUGCUAUUACUGUUUUGAAGUACUGUCUGCCCACCUUGACAAUCGCCAACCUACUCCUCCCACUUUUCCAAACACUCAAUUUCCAUUGUUUGUUACUUGGUCACUUACAAGAACGGAUGAGUUGCGAGGGUGUAUUGGGAACUUUUCAGCCAUGCCACUUCACAAGGGAUUGGAAGAGUACGCUAUCGUUAGUGCAUUGCAGGAUACCCGAUUUAAUCCGAUUCGUAAAUCCGAACUAGCGAAUCUGAGUUGUGGUGUAUCGCUGCUAAUCAAUUUUGAAAGUGGUCGCAAUUGGCAAGACUGGGAGAUUGGCAAACAUGGAAUUAGAAUCUCGUUUGAAAAUGAACACGGCCGCCAGCAAUCUGCUACAUACCUUCCAGAAGUAGCUUCAGAACAAGGUUGGGAUCACAAACAGACGAUCGAUUCACUCCUUCGCAAAGGUGGAUUCCGAGGAGUUAUUACUCAGAAGCUGCGGGAUUCUAUUUUGCUGGUCCGGUAUCAGAGUUCCAAGAUCAAGGUCACAUACGAUCAGUAUCAGAAGCAUCUUGCACAGUAA
This is a messenger RNA of Batrachochytrium dendrobatidis JAM81, 624 nucleotides long. RefSeq lists its product as uncharacterized. The coding region runs from base 1 to 624 and encodes 207 amino acids. The record is from RefSeq and is a predicted model, not a curated record. Lineage: Eukaryota; Fungi; Chytridiomycota; Chytridiomycetes; Rhizophydiales. The transcript is spliced from 6 exons.